This is a messenger RNA of Perkinsus marinus ATCC 50983, 1990 nucleotides long. RefSeq names its product ATP-dependent RNA and DNA helicase, putative. Gene Ontology annotation, biological process: RNA catabolic process; mitochondrial RNA 3'-end processing. Gene Ontology annotation, cellular component: mitochondrial degradosome. Lineage: Eukaryota; Perkinsozoa; Perkinsida; Perkinsidae. The record is from RefSeq and is a predicted model, not a curated record. The coding region runs from base 1 to 1986 and encodes 661 amino acids. The transcript has 8 exons. Gene Ontology annotation, molecular function: hydrolase activity, acting on acid anhydrides; ATP binding; RNA helicase activity.
AUGGAGAGCGAGGCGAUGCAUGCGCGGAUCGAUCAGCUCAUACGUCUUUACGAAAGUCGGAGCGCUGGAGCUAAGGACGUCUUCGCCAUUCCAUUGCAUCUCUUAAAGGACAAGAACAUGAGGGAGCGUUUCAACCUGUACCUGAGGUAUCAAGGAGGACGCGAGCUUGUGUCGGGUCUUAGGGCUAGCCUUGCUGACGACACCUUUGCACAGGAUGAUCCCUCUUCUUCAGCUUUACCAUUGAAGCUGAGGGAAGUGUCGAGGGCUGUGAAAAAGUUCCUCGAUGAGAAAUGUCGGAACCAAGUAUUCGCUUAUAAGAACCUACGCCACUUGGCUGACCUGAAGAAUCUUGAUGCCAAGACGCCGGCCUUUCCGCGUGUGAUACAUUUCCACGAAGGUCCGACCAAUAGUGGCAAGACUUAUGCAGCUAUGCAAGCACUCCGUACAGCGAGUCGAGGAGUAUACUGUGGUCCGCUUCGGCUUCUAGCAUGGCAGUGCUUUGAGGAUCUCAAGGCCAUGGGGCUCGAUUCUGAUCUCAUCACUGGCCAGCUGGACGCUUCAGCGGAGAAUACCGAAACAGGCGUCGGGACCCACCUUUCCUGCACUGUUGAAAUGUGUCCUGGCCCCGGCAGCGUGGAGUAUGAUGUUGGUGUGAUCGAUGAAGUUCAGUUGGUCGGUGAUCGAGAACGCGGUGGAGCCUGGACUAGGGCCAUAUUGGCUCUCCCAGCUCGUGAGAUACACCUCUGUGGCGACGGCAGGGCAACGGAACUCGUAGAAACUUUGUUGGGAACGUAUCGCCCUAACGAUGUCGUGGUCCGUCAUAAACCGUACUCCCGUCUUAGCCCCUUGUUUCUCUCCGGUAAGGCCAUCGGUUCCUACCGUAGUCUUAGAAAAGGAGACUGCGUAGUGGUAUUCAGUCGCUGGGAUAUCAUGCGGGUUAAGGCGGAUAUCGAGCGCUCCACAAGGUGGCGUGUCUGUGUUGUUUACGGUACUCUUCCGCCAGAAACUCGGCGUGACCAGAUCAAUAGCUUCAAUCGUCAAGAGUUCGACGUUCUCGUAGCCAGCGACUGUAUUGGCCUUGGUCUCAACUUCAACAUACGCCGAGUAAUUUUCUCUACUGUACAUAAAUAUGAUGGUAUUGAGACGAGGCAACUCUUACCAACUGAAUUUCGCCAGAUUGGCGGUCGAGCUGGACGAUACGGCCUCUCUGCCGGAGCUGAAGGGGGUGUUGUUGCAUGCAUGCACGAGGAUCAUCUGCCAGCGCUCUUCGCCGGUUUUGGCCUCGAAUGGACUGAAGAUACCUUCGAGAAAGAAGUCCCUAACCAGUUGAUUAUUUCCGACACUGUCACUCAAGCUGCUUUACUCCCUGAAAGCAGCAUUCUCAGUGCCUUCCAUUGCGAAGCGGCGGCUGCUCUAGGAGAGGAGUGCUUAUCAGCUGCCAAAGUUUUCAGUACUUUCGCAGAUGUUGCUCAUACCGACCCUAUAUGUUAUCUGGGAACCUGGUCUAAUCGGAUGGCCAACAUUGCCAAAUGCUUGGCUGAUAUCGAGGAAUUGUCCUUCCAGCAAGUGGUUGAGUUCUGCUCGGCUCCGGUAGAUCCUAACGAUCCUAUAGUGCUCAGCGGGUUGAGAACCUUCGCCCAGUCCUUAGUGGCAACGAAUCAAGUCCCCCUCCCUGAUAAUAUGGUAUUUGAUGCCCAAACCCCGACAACGGUGUCCGCAGUGUUCCAUCUAGAAAGGAUAUGUCAAAUAUACGAUCUUUAUCUAUGGUUGGCACGAAGAAGCAACCCCUUGGUGUAUAGAUCCGAGAAGGAAGCGCGCGAGGCUCGAGCGGAGGUCGUGGAGGCGAUUACGAAUGCUAUCAGAGGCCAAUUGGAGAUCGAUUCAUCCGAAGACGUAGUCGCCCGGGUUGCCGAACAGUUGAUGGAUGAUGAUCUUCCUGGGAGUCGACGUAAGAUCAGAAGCAUCGAGCUUGGGUCGGUGUCAUGACUCG